CAGCUGCGCUGUCCGAGUGUGCCCCAGAAGGAGGGCAGGGGAGCACCGAUCGAAAUCUCACGUCCCGGUCGUCACACCCUAGGCUACCCACCAUGGCGCUGGGCUUGGAACAGAUGGAGGAACAGCGCUUGUACCAGCAGACACUCCUGCAGGACGGACUCAAAGAUAUGUUGGACCACGGGAAGUUCCUGGACUGUGUGGUGCGGGCAGGCGAGCGCGAGUUCCCAUGCCACCGCCUGGUCCUGGCCGCCUGCAGCCCCUACUUCCGGGCGCGCUUCCUGGCGGAGCCAGACACCGCGGGUGAGCUGCGCCUGGAAGAGGUGUCCCCUGACGUGGUGGCCCAGGUGCUGCACUACCUGUACACGUCGGAGAUCGCCCUGGAUGAAGCGAGUGUGCAAGAGUUGUUCGCCGCGGCUCACCGCUUCCAGAUCCCGUCCAUCUUCACUAUCUGCGUGUCUUUCCUGCAGAAGCGCCUGUGUCUCGCCAACUGCCUAGCCGUCUUCCGCCUCGGCCUCCUGCUCGACUGCGCGCGUCUCGCCGUGGCUGCCCGCGACUUCAUCUGUGCGCAUUUCACCCUUGUGGCACGCGAUGCCGAUUUCCUUGGGCUCUCAGCAGACGAGCUCAUUGCCAUCAUUUCCAGCGACGGCCUCAACGUGGAGAAGGAGGAGGCGGUGUUCGAGGCGGUGAUGCGGUGGGCAGGCAGCGGCGACAAAGAGGCGCAGGCGGAGCGCCAGCGCGCGCUGCCCACAGUCUUCGAGAGUGUGCGCUUCCGCCUGCUGCCGCGCUCCUUCCUGGAGAGCCGCGUGGAGCGCCACCCGCUUGUGCGCGCCCAGCCGGAGCUGCUGCGCAAGGUACAGAUGGUGAAGGAUGCGCACGAGGGCCGCAUUACCGUGUUGCGCAAGAAAAAGAAAGAAAAGGACGCCGCCGGAACCAAGACAACUGACAAGGGCACAGCGAAGAUCGAGGCCCAGAAGGAGGACCAAGAGGAGGAUGAACGUGUCCUACCUGGGAUCCUCAAUGACACCCUGCGCUUUGGCAUGUUCCUGCAGGACCUCAUCUUCAUGAUUAGCGAGGAGGGGGCCGUGGCCUAUGACCCCGCUGCCAAUGAAUGCUACUGUGCCUCCCUCUCCACCCAGAUCCCCAAGAACCAUGUCAGCCUCGUCACCAAGGAGAACCAGAUCUUCGUGGCCGGGGGUCUCUUCUACAACGAGGACAACAAAGAGAACCCAAUGAGCGCCUACUUCCUGCAGUUUGACCACUUGGACUCAGAGUGGCUGGGGAUGCCACCGCUUCCCUCACCGCGCUGCCUCUUCGGUCUGGGAGAGGCUCUCAACUCCAUCUACGUAGUCGGCGGUCGAGAGCUAAAGGAUGGCGAGCUCAGCCUGGACUCAGUCAUGUGCUACGACAGGCUGUCAUUUAAAUGGGGCGAAUCGGAUCCACUGCCUUAUGCUGUGUACGGACACACAGUACUCUCUUAUAUGGACCUUGUCUACGUCAUUGGCGGCAAAGGCAGUGACAGGAAGUGCCUAAACAAGAUGUGCGUCUAUGACCCCAAGAAGUUUGAGUGGAAGGAGCUGGCACCCAUGCAGACUGCCCGCUCACUCUUCGGGGCCACAGUCCAUGAUGGUCGCAUUUUUGUGGCUGCUGGGGUCACUGACACUGGGCUGACCAGUUCUGCUGAGGUGUACAGCAUCACAGACAACAAGUGGGCACCCUUUGAGCCCUUCCCACAGGAGCGCAGCUCCCUCAGCCUCGUCAGCCUGGUGGGCACCCUCUAUGCCAUUGGCGGCUUUGCCACGCUGGAGACUGAGUCUGGCGAACUGAUCCCUACAGAGCUCAACGAUGUCUGGAGGUACAACGAAGAAGAAAAGAAGUGGGAGGGAGUCCUGCGGGAAAUUGCCUACGCAGCCGGUGCCACCUUCUUACCUGUGCGUCUCAACGUGCUGCGCCUGACCAAGAUGUGACCAGCCCAGAGUGCCCAAAACACAUACCCCCGCAUUCUGCAGCCACAUAGGCCUGGCCUCGAGGGGGCUGAAGGGAGUAGUCUGGAAGAGGCCAGAGCCCACUUGGAUCCUGCCAUGGUGCCUAAGUGGCCACUUGGCCGGGAAAGGAAACUGCUGC
Orycteropus afer afer is the source of this 2121-nucleotide messenger RNA. RefSeq names its product kelch like family member 40 (gene KLHL40). The record is from RefSeq and is a predicted model, not a curated record. Gene Ontology annotation, biological process: negative regulation of proteasomal ubiquitin-dependent protein catabolic process; negative regulation of protein ubiquitination; skeletal muscle fiber development. Gene Ontology annotation, cellular component: I band; A band. Lineage: Eukaryota; Metazoa; Chordata; Mammalia; Tubulidentata; Orycteropodidae. Gene Ontology annotation, molecular function: protein binding.